AAAGAAUAGGAUUUGGUCGCUGAUUGAUUAGAGGUGUUCUCUCACUGCUGACCUUUCCCCAAUGCCUCCGCGACUUUUGCUGGUAGGGUGGCGACGAAUGGGGGUUGGCUGGCUGUUCUUUUGGCUUUUGCUGCGACAGUUUCUUUCAAACAUAUUUGGGAUUCGGCGUAAAAGAAUGGAGAAGAAGCAGCAUCAGGAACUACAGCAGCAGCAUGAGUCAUUUUCCAAGGUGGAUGAAGAUUCGCCGGAAGCUAUGGAGGAUUCUGUAAUUUCUGAUUUUGAAGACAUGUCAGACGAUGACCAAGAAGAAGAAAUGUCGGACCAUGACCAAGACCAAGAAAUGUUAGACCAUGACCAAGAAGAAGAACAAUGUGCUGAACCCGUUACUGGGACAGAAGUUGCAGUGGCUGAAAAAACGGAUGGAAAAAUGCUCAAGGAUAUAUUUGAAAUUCUAAUUCCAGGCGAUAUUACACGAUUGAUCUUUAAUCGAUUGGAUACUGAGGAACGCGAGGAGGCACGCCUGGUUUCAAAACGAUGGGCAGAGCUGAUUGAUUCAACCUUGAAAUGGAAACCUUACCUGUAUGACCAUGGAAUUAAGGAGCUCAAAAGAUUUAUUCGAAAAGGCUACCCGAUCGACGAGCUCAAUGUAUCCAAACUUCAAGGCUUUGUCUACCCCGAGAGUGGAAUGGGAUUUGUUAAAGUGAGAGCCAUUCAUUUUCUCCCGUUUAAAGAUAGAGGCGAGAAAAAGUACAGGGGGAUUUCGUCAGAUAAUCUGAGAAAUAUGAUGCUGGAACUGAAGAAUGUGGAAGAAAUACACUUACACAGCAUGGCCUUGAAUGAAGCGGACAAACUUUCGUUUCAAUCGAUGGAUUUGCCCAUGUUAAAGUCGUUGGAGAUCUCGACGCUGGAUACUGACGGACCUGGAUUCGAUGUUUGUCUUAAAGCGAUCGACAAUACGUAUCCCAGCCUCGUGCAGUUGCGAGCGAGCAUUUUCUUUGACGUGGACGGCGAACUGAUUGAACUUCCUCCAUAUUACAAAAACAUUUUCCAGUUCUGCGUCCGACAUAAGGAGACACUGAGGGAUUUUCAUGUCGAUUUUAAUACUGGAGGAUACGUAGAGCCUAUGGCGGCUGACCUAACUGAGGACCUCGAAAUGUCUGCUGAAGAAUUUCUACAGUUGAAGACGGAAUUGACAUCUGUUCGGCUAGAUAAAUUUGUAAUGGCACCAACCGUCUACGAAGGGCAAAAUCGAUUCACUUUGGCAUGCACUCUGCUUGAAAGUCAGAAAUAUCUCACCGUUUUGAAAAUACCGAAUCUUCAUCGAUGUAAUAAAACAAUGUGGACGCAUGUUAAAGCUGCAAUUUCACAAUGUUCAUCCACACUGACAACAAUUGUGAUUCAAGGAUGUUUCUGUCCAUCCGACGGUAUCAUGGAACAUUAUUCUUGCACUGCUUUGCAUUCCUGCCGCAACUUGAAAGAUUUGCAAUUAUCGGUGUGUGGACUCAUUGUUGGUGACAUUCAACACAUCCCACGACAAUCUUUACAAAUUUUGGAUUUGAACCUGGAUCGAGAUCAGCUCGCCUUCGUUGCCGAUGGUCAUUUUAAAGAAUUGCGAAAGCUGAUUAUCCGUCCCAAGAAGUCUGAAGCCGAUUCUCCUAUUCCAGCCAUGACGUUUACCCAAUUUUUGAAAAUACUGAAAAAUUUACCUGCACUUACGAAUCUAGUCAUGUACACAAAAGCAACAGAGUGGAAGAAAGUUAAGAAGUUUUCCGUACGAAAUAUUGGACUUGUCGUUACGAAAUGUCCAGAGGAAAUGGAAAUUGGCCCAAAAUAUCAAAUGAUCACAAUCAAUCGAAGCAUGUUCCAAUAUAAUUUUGAGUCAUAAAUUUUCAACUACCGGUUUAACAAAUUAAUGAACUAUUUUCUAAUGUUUUACAUACAACAUUUUUUCGUGAAUUUGACUGACUAGUGUGUAUCAAUUAUUUUCCCGUGUGCCUUUUUGCAAGUGGCGUUGAAUAAAUAACUUGUAUGCAAAAA
Messenger RNA from Folsomia candida, 2037 nucleotides. RefSeq lists its product as uncharacterized. Lineage: Eukaryota; Metazoa; Arthropoda; Collembola; Entomobryomorpha; Isotomidae. The record is from RefSeq and is a predicted model, not a curated record. Gene Ontology annotation, molecular function: protein binding. The transcript is spliced from 10 exons. The coding region runs from base 62 to 1885 and encodes 607 amino acids.